Molecule: messenger RNA, 4004 nt
Organism: Cryptomeria japonica (Japanese cedar)
Lineage: Eukaryota; Viridiplantae; Streptophyta; Pinopsida; Cupressales; Cupressaceae
Exons: 1
Coding region: 377-3307 (976 amino acids)
Biological process (GO): protein phosphorylation
Molecular function (GO): protein kinase activity; ATP binding
Source: RefSeq, a predicted model, not a curated record
UACCAUGGAAAAUACGUUAUUUGAAGACAGUGAUGGCGCAAAUACAUUAUGUACUUUUAACCCAACUCAAGCCAAGGAGACAUUCUAUGGUCACUGCGAACUUCUAGUCCCAAAUUUUUGGGGUUGCUUUUUUUCAAUAAACGUCGGUUACAUUUCUUCAUGUUAUUUUUUGGUUGGUGAUCAAUUUAUGGAUGAGUUCCAUUGGAGUGGUUGGCCUAGCUCUAAACUUAUGUGCUUAUGAUUUUGUUUGCCAAAAGAUUCGUGUUCCAAUCAAUUUGCUCGUAUAUCCAAUUAUUUGUGAAAAUUUAAGCACUUUGAUUUCUUCUGUAAAAGAUCAGACAUUUCCUUCUGCACCUUCAACUUUCAAGGCAGUGCGAUGGGGAGGGAUUUUCAAAGGCUCGUUUGCCACUGUUUAACUGAGUCCUUUUACAACCGUGCAGCUUUCAGGUAUAAUUCAUCCCAAUGCAAUAAUUUAUGCUAUGCUUUCAUUGCGAAGCUUUCUGCGUAUUUCUUAAGUAAGGGGCAAAUCUCGAGACCCGAGCACAACUUCUGCUUAAAAAAUGAUAGAGAGGUUAUCAGCAUCCCAGAAAUGGGGCCCCGUAGAAGACAAAUUAUGCAGCGAGCUUGGGAGGAAGUGUAUCGUGUGUUGAAAGAAGCAGAAAUUUAUCUCAAUUGUUGCUCAGAUGUGGACUGGGGGAUCAAUUCUCUUACUUUGUCCAUAACAGGGGAGGCCUAUGCGAUACAUUUGCAUGACCUAGCUUGGUCGCUUGUUUGUCUGGAUCUCAAUGUUCUAUUUCUUGAACUUGAAAAGAAGCCUGGACUGUUGCAAUUAUAUGGAGAUGGUGGAAAUUUGGAUGUUUCUGAUUUAAUCGACCCUGCAAGCAGAGGAAUAAUGCACACAUAUUCUGAUUCAUAUAAUUGUCUUCAUGUGAAAGGUGAAAGUGGCAUACAUGAUCCUUCAAUCCUUACUUUUGAAGGGGAAGAUAUCCAACAGGUGUGCCCUGAACACAAGGAGGUAGAUAAUCCAUCUACCCCAUGCUUCAUGGACGAGAGGUACAGUGAAGCGGCCUGCAGGAAGAUGGGUGAUUUCUUUGCAGAAAUGUCCAACUUAAAUCGAGUUCAUGAUGAGUACCAAGAUAAAAGAGGGUUAAUUUUCAGCUUCAAACAAUUUUCAAAUGCUCACAAACGGACGACUCAGGGGUCGAGUCUCAGAUUGAAUGUUGAAGACGAAAGUAAGGCGGGGAUUUCUAAAUUUGUUGAAGCCAAGCUGCAAGCAUCCAUUCGAAAUGAACCUGCAAUUAUAGGUGGUCGUGUAUCUCCAUGGCUGCAGAUUGAUAUCAAAGAUUUGAUUAUCAGCCACAAAUUAAUAGGAGAGGGAUCAGGUGCAGUUGUAUACGAAGGCUCAUGGCUUGGAGUGAAGGUUGCAUUAAAGAUAUUUCAAAUAAAUAAUUAUACCAUGGAUGAGGAAAUGCAAGCGGAAGUUGCUGUUCAUGCAAAGCUGUAUAACCCUUUUAUUGUUCAAUUGAUAGGUGUCUGUGUUACAAAGACAUGCUGUUACCAUGUCAUGGAGUUGGUGAGCUCCAGCCUGGAUUCAAUUCUCAAAAGGAGGUUGGAAAGAAACGAGCUCCCUUUGCCGCUUCCAGUUGCAGUGGACACGAUGCUUCAAAUAUCACGGGGAAUGGAGUAUCUUCAUAGCCAAAAAAUCAUGCAUAUGGAUCUCAAAGCAGCCAAUGUCCUCAUACAACCUUCAUCAGUACCAGAAUUCAGAUACCAAGGGUAUGGGCGAAUUAAGCUUUGUGAUUUUGGGCAUGCGAGUCUAAGACUAUACAGUUUUCGUUGUUCAGAUUGGGCAAAAGGAACUUCUUACUGGAGGGCACCUGAAGUCUUCGAGUAUCCCCAAGAAGGUUUGGAAAUAGAGGCGGAGCCUCUAAAGGAGUAUACCUACAAAGCAGAUGUCUAUAGCUUUGCCAUGACUUGUUAUGAGAUUCUAACAGGCAAGCAACCCUUUGAAGGUGUUCUACCCAAACACGUCUUCAGAAAGAUAGUUCAAGGUGAAAGGCCAAGUUUACCUUCGUCUUGUCCGCUGAUAUUAGCAGACUAUAUAAGAAAAUGUUGGGACACAGAUCCACGCCGUCGUCCUUGUUUUGCCCAAGUUUCAAAUUUUUUGAGGUACAUUAAGUUACUGAUCAUGAGAACAAGCGAUUCUUAUGACUGGGAUUCCUUAUCUGCUAUUUGCAAGGGUUUUGAUAAACAUGAACUUGUCCAUUGUGGUGAAGAAGGAGGUGAUUUAGAUGAAAGAGCAGCCUAUUUAGAGGAAGAGAGAUUUAUAAUCAGAGCCCUUGAUGGAGAUUUCCCUGGGUUUUUCUUUCCCCGCACUGUUUCACACCGGAUGGCCCAACCUUCAAGUCCUAAAGUUAAAGUUUUUGGUAAUCUUCCUGUUUACAUUCAGCGGUAUACUUAUCAGGAAAUCAUGUGGGCUACUGAUUGUUUUUCUACUGAAGUUUCAGGAGCUUCCCCUGUAAUGUGGAAGGGUAUUCUACAAGAUGGAACACACGUAGCUGUGAAAAAACUUAACUUAGAAACUUCAAUGGGCGAGAUAAAUAUAUUAUGUCGGUUGCAUCAUCCAAAUAUUGUCCGCUUGCGUGGCGUUUCAGAAAUUUCUCAGACUUCUACUCCACAACAGUUGACGACCUUUUUAGCCUAUGAUCAAAUGGUAAUGGGUUCCCUCGGCGCACUACUUUUUCGUCCCAGUAGCAUUCUUAACUGGAAUUUGAGGAAAAAAAUAGGUUUGGGCAUCGCACAUUUCAUUGCUUAUAUCCAUGAUCAUUAUGGAAAAAGGAGACACAGGCUUCUGGAGUUACAGAUCACUUCAAGUAACAUAUAUCUGGAUGAACGAUUCACUCCCAAGUUCUGUGGCUUUGAAUCGGCAUCAUAUAUAAACAAUGGCAAUUCUCAAGUGAAAGAAUUGGAAAGGGCACUACAAUUUGAAGAAUUUAGAAAUGUAAAAGAUUUUGGAGUAAUUCUGCUAGAGCUCUUGUCUGGUUGUAGAUGGGAAAAUAUGCAAUACUCAUUGAGUUCUAUUCACAGUUCCAUCAAAACAGAAGGAUCUGAAUUCCUCUCACGGUUGUUAGACAGAGAGUUGCAAGGGAAGGUGGAUAAAGGGGAGGCAAUGGGAUGGGUGAAGCUUGCCUUGUGGUGUUUCUCCCAGUAUCCAGCAGUGCCACCUACUAUGAACCAAGCUGUGCUAGUCAUGAAAGGCUUAAAGGAGUUUUCAGCAUUGCCACCAACUGUGAUUGGAUACAGUUGAAAUGAACCAUUUGUUCACAUGAAGCACUGAAUGUCCAUCUCAAUGGUGUAAAAUAGCUAAAUUCCCAUUCAAACAGUCUCAAAGUGGCUCAACAGCCAAAGGAGUUGUAACCAAUUUAGUGAGGAUGUUGGUGUAUUGUCCAGUUAGAUUCCUUGAUGAGUUGGUUGUAGUUGGGAAAAUAUGCAAUAUUCAUUGAGUUUUAUUCACAAUUCCAUCUAACAGAAGGAUCUGAAUUCCUCUCACGCUUGUUAGACAGAGAAUUGCAGGGGAAGGUGGAUAAGGGGAUGCAAUGGGAUAGGCGAAGCUUUCCUUGUGGUGUUUUUCCAGAUGUCCAGCAGUGCCACCUACCAUGAACCAAGCUGUGCUAGUCAUGAAAGGCUUAAAGGAGUUUUCAGCAUUGCCAGCUCCUGUGAUUGCAUACAGUUAAAAUGAAACAUUUAUUCACAUGAAGCACUGAAUGUUCAUCUCCAUAGUGUAAAAUAGCUAAAUUACCUUUCAAACGGUCUUGAAGUGGCUUAACAACCAAAGGGGUUGUAGCUCAAUUUGGUGAGAAUGUUGGUGUAUGGUGAAGUUAGGUUCUUUGAUGAUUUUGACAGAAUAUAUUCUCUUGAAUUGUAACAUCUUAAUUGAAAUUUCAACAUAAACGUAUAUUUAGCAUGUUGUAAUCAACUUUUUAAAGACAGAAACGCCCAGAUUG